UCUGGGUGGAAAGGAGAUCGAUAUUCUGGAAAUGAUCACUCAAGGAUACACGUACGAAGGUCUGAAGAGUGGCCAGACGGGGAUCUCGGAUACAGUGGCCUCUGGAAACAUCGGUCGAUCGCAAUCUUUCUCCACUCGAGAGGAGGUGGAGAAGGAGAUUAAGCAGUGUGGUGUGUCUGUGAAGAACCUGAAAGCCAAUUAUGAAAUUCAUAGCACGUCAAAGUGCGAGGAUGACAAGAUGAACCGCGUAUACAAACGUACGAGGUCCUUGCCGGCAGUUAGUGAAUGUAGCUACCCAUCAGAGCCCGUCCUGGAGGAUGAGCUGCUCUUCUCUCUCAGUGAGAGCAACUCACAAAUCGGGGAUGGGUCACCGAUAGAGCAAGUUCCAAAUGUACCAUUGGUGAAUGAGGAGCCUAUAACACAGUCCCACGCAACUUUGGUGUACACCGGGUCUGAAAGAACAGGGCCGUCUGACUCGGACCACCCGGACGUCUCUACGAACCCACUAUCCUCGGAACAGCUCACCCGCAGUCUAGAGGUGCAAACGGACCUGAGCUACGUCCAGGAGUGCAUCGAGAUGCGAAAGGAGAGGAUUGUGUUUCUCUUCCUGGAACACUGGAGAAAGUACACGAUGACUGAAUCCUACAAGUGCUCAGGAAGAGGGAAGACUCUAAGUGUUGAAGAGAAUGACGGUCACUCCCUGUAUUAUCAGAACUUAGCUGAGCCGGAUGGUGCCAUGCAAACUGAGGAUGACCAACUGCUGUAUUUCAUGAAGCAGAGGCAGGUUGUGGGAAAUCUUCUUGGCCACUGGAGGACCAUCAUGAGCCAGGUGCCCACGCGACAAAUCAGGAGACUCAGUCGAGCUCAGAUGAUCUACUGGCCCGAGCACUUCCUUCCCCACAUCAACGGCUCACCUGUUCAGUAUGAGAGUCUAACCCUUGACCUUUUCAUGCUCGGCUACUUCCAGCUUCUUGAAAUGAACAUGUCCCGCACUGAGCGGAAGUUCCGGCACUUGCUUUGCUAUGAAAUGUUUGACCGACUUGGCAGUCACCCGUGGGAAGUGAUCCGCCAGUUCCACCGAGAGGUGAUGGGGAGCAUCGAGACAGGGAAACGUGAUUGGUCGGAUGGAUUUGAAGACAUCAAGGUGAAGUAUUUUGGUGACUCUGUUGAGGGUGGCGGGCUGCUGGAAGCUGCUGAGCUCAUUCUCCCGCCGGAGGUUCUGCAGGCACCCGUAAGCAUAUCGCAAAGGGCUCCAGACGCAAGUCUCUCAGGUGUUUCACCACCAGAUGCCCCCUUUGAACACCCAGGACCAACUUCAGAUGACUGUGCAAUGGCCACCCAACAGGACUCUUCAGAAGAUUCAGCGGAGAACAUUACAAAUCACACAGCAAUACAGGAGAGUCCUACUGAAGUUCAAAACACAGUAACGCAAGCAAUCAUAACAGUCGAAAGCCCCCAGACGGAAGCCAAACAGGGCCCAGCAAAUACCAAAGAGGAGCCCAAUGAGGACUCCAUCAAGCUUAUUUAUGAACUUAAAGAGUUUAGCAAUGAGGAAAUUAUUAGAUAUAUUGACCGAAGCUUCGCCUUCUGGAAAGAGAAGGAAGCUGAGAUGUUUGACAUAUGACUUAUCAGGUCAACUUAUUUAAAGGAUGAAACACAAUCAUAAGGAGACAGAUUAUAUACUUGUGUUAAGCAGUUGGGUCAGAAAGGCGGUUUAGUUCUAGAAAAUGCUGAGGUUUUGAUUUUUAAAAGAAACAAUCAAAUGUUGGGCUUAACUGAAUUUAAGCAACAACCUGUCCUGUCAUCAUUUGUCAUCAGAUGUCUUACGACCGACUGUAAGCUGGGGUGUAAAAACUCGAUAUUGACGUUUUUGAAACUGCUAAAACGAUAAAUACUAGAAAUACCCAACACAUUCUCAUCCCAAGGCGUCAUAUACGACGCUUUUACCAAAGCGUCGUAUAUGACGCUUCGGACGCUUCCAAUAUGACGCUUAUAUGACGCUUCCAAAUCCAACGCACAUGGCACCCUUUA
Messenger RNA from Pimephales promelas (fathead minnow), 2031 nucleotides. Its product is annotated as espin-like protein. The record is from RefSeq and is a predicted model, not a curated record. Gene Ontology annotation, cellular component: cytoplasm. Gene Ontology annotation, biological process: actin filament bundle assembly. Lineage: Eukaryota; Metazoa; Chordata; Actinopteri; Cypriniformes; Leuciscidae. Gene Ontology annotation, molecular function: actin filament binding.